This is a messenger RNA of Sorghum bicolor (sorghum), 3612 nucleotides long. RefSeq lists its product as uncharacterized. The transcript has 3 exons. Gene Ontology annotation, molecular function: aspartic-type endopeptidase activity; nucleic acid binding; zinc ion binding. NCBI's taxonomy places the organism in Eukaryota, Viridiplantae, Streptophyta, Magnoliopsida, Poales, Poaceae. The coding region runs from base 1 to 3612 and encodes 1203 amino acids. Gene Ontology annotation, biological process: proteolysis; DNA integration. The record is from RefSeq and is a predicted model, not a curated record.
AUGGUGUGCCGCCGUUCUGAACGCCUCAACGUCCGUUCCCCUUCACCCGAGGUGGAGUACCACGGUCGUGGACGUGGGCGUGGUCGAGGAGCUGGCUCUCCCGCCCCCAGACUCGAACGGGAGGUGGAGGAGCAGCCCGCCCCAGGAGAGCCUGCCCUAGAGGAACUCCACAGGAGAGCUAGGUCCCCUCAGCUCGGGGACAAUAAUGCACCACCACCGCCGCCGCCGUCUCUGUCUGAGGUGAUGGAUCGCCAGACCCGCCUUCUGGAGGCACUGGCGGAUGGCAUACUGCGUCGUCCUGGAGGAGGUCCGCCCAAUGAUUUCCAAAGGAAGCUAGAAGGCUUCCUCAAGCUGAGGCCUCCUACGUUUGACUGUGCUGAUGAUGAUCCCAUUGCCGCCGAGGACUGGCUGCGUGAGAUCGAGAAGAAGCUGGACCUCACCACUUGCACUGAUGAGGAGUGUGUGGGAGUUGCCGCUCACCAGCUCACUGGCGCUGCACGCGCAUGGUGGGACAGCUACAGUGACACCCACGAGAACCCCGGGGGCAUAACCUGGGCUGAGUUCACUGAGGCGUUCCGUGAGCAGCAUGUACCUGAGGGUGUCAUGGACGCCAAGGUGGAGGAGUUCCGCAACAUCUCCCAGGGCACUCAGAAGGUACAGGAGUAUGCCACUCGUUUCACCCGCACCAUGAGGUAUGCUCCAGAUGAGUCCAACACUGAGAAGAAGAAGAUGUACUUCUUCAAGAAGGGUCUGAGUACGCGCCUCAAGGUGGCCCUCUCGGGUCACACCUGCUACACCCUCCGGGAGAUGAUCAACAAGGCCCUGGAGAUGGAAAGGGAUCGCCUGGAGGCCGAUGCUCAGUACAAGGAGAAGAAGCGCCGGUCCGAGAGUUCUUCUCGUGGCCCGGCACCCCAGAGGCCACGUGCUCACGUGCCCCCUCCGUCGCGCCCCCGCUCUGCCCAGGGCGCUGCACCGGCUCCGAGUCGAGGAGGUGGUACCCACACCGCCAACUACCACCGCCCCACUCAGAGCCGCCCCGUGCAGAGUACCAGCACGUGGAAGGCCACUGCACCCACCUCCACUGGCAGUGUGCCUUUCGCUUGCUUCAACUGUGGUCAGCCAGGCCACAAGGCGGCCUACUGCCCUGCGAAGGCUGCUCCACCACCUGCCCCGGCUGCGACCAGGCAGGCACCUGCUCAGGGUACACCCCGCAAGCCAGCUGUGGGAGCCACCCGCGGCCGUCUCACCCACCUGACUGCACAGGACGCUCAGGACGCCCCCGACGCGGUGUACGGUAUGUUUUUGGUACAGGGAGUUAUGGCAUCAGUUCUAUUUGACUCUGGUGCAACUUGCUCAUAUGUAUCCUCUAGUUUUGCACGAGAGCACAACCUACCCGUGACACCACGGAAGGUACCUAUAGACACCAUAUCUCCUUUAGGCAACCUCAGAUGCACCCAGAAAUGUCAGGGAGUGAACAUCACCAUCGAGGGUUACCCUUUUCUAGCCGAUCUCACCUUACUUCCGUCAGAUGGACUGGAUGUCAUCUUGGGAAUGGAUUGGCUGACCCGACACAAGGGAGUGAUAUCUUGUUCACCGAGGUAUGUGGAGAUAACGCACCCGAGUGGUCGCGUGCUCCGAUGUGAGCCUAACCAUGAGAAGAAGGCGCCCAUGAUAUGCGCCUUAGAAUCCAAGUCAGUUGAGGUAGUGCCUAUAGUGAGUGAGUACCCUGACGUGUUUCCAGAGGAGUUGCCGGGUAUGCCGCCUGACAGAGAUGUGGAGUUCGUGAUCGACCUUCUGCCGGGUACGGGUCCCAUUGCUAAGAGGCCCUACCGCAUGUCAGUCGAUGAGCUGGAAGAGCUCAAGAAGCAACUCAAGGAAUUGAUCAGACCGGAGGAUAUACCCAAGACAGCCUUUGUCACAAGGUAUGGGCAAUAUGAGUUCACUGUUGUGUCCUUCGGACUCACGAAUGCCCCGGCUUACUUCAUGAAUAUGAUGAACAAGGUGUUCAUGGAAGAGCUAGACAGGUUCGUUGUGGUGUUCAUUGAUGAUAUUCUUGUCUAUUCAGCCUCUGCCGAAGAACAUGAGCAACACUUGAGAGUAGUUCUAGAGAAGUUGAGGCAGAACCAACUCUAUGCCAAGUUCAGUAAGUGCGAGUUCUGGCUUGAAGAAGUCACCUUCCUUGGGCAUGUUCUCACAGCUGAGGGAGUUGCAGUUGACCCAGCCAAAAUAGAAGCCGUGAAGGAAUGGGAGCAACCCCGUAAUGCGACGGAUAUCCGCAGUUUUCUGGGUUUGGCCGGGUACUAUCGUCGAUUCAUUGAGAAUUUCUCUAAGAUCGCCAAGCCAAUGACUAACCUUCUCAAGAAGACCAACGAGUUUGAGUGGACACCUGAGUGUGAACAGAGCUUCCAGACCUUGAAACAGAAGCUUACCACCACUCCAGUGCUAGCCUUGCCCGACAUUCAGAAAGAUUUCGUAGUCUACUGUGAUGCUUCGAGACAGGGACUCGGAUGUGUUCUGAUGCAAAGUGGGAAAGUCAUAGCAUAUGCGUCGCGACAGUUGAAAGACCAUGAGCAACGCUACCCCACGCAUGACCUUGAGCUGGCAGCUGUUGUGCAUGCCUUAAAGAUCUGGAGGCACUACCUGAUCGGCAACAAGUGUGACAUUUACACUGAUCAUAAGAGCUUGAAGUACUUUUUCACUCAAGAAGAUCUGAACAUGAGACAACGUAGGUGGUUAGAACUCAUAAAGGACUACAACCUGGAGAUCCACUACCACCCGGGAAAGGCAAAUGCCAUUGGCACCCGUCUAGAUUACAGUACCGCAUAUCACCCGCAGACAGAUGGGCAGACUGAGAGAGUGAAUCAGAUCCUUGAGGACAUGCUCAGAGCUUGUGUACUGAAGUAUGGGUCAGAUUGGGAGAAGAGUUUGUCUCAUGCAGAGUUCUCCUACAACAACAGUUAUCAGGCCAGCAUCCAGAUGUCACCUUUCGAAGCCCUAUACGGAAGAAAGUGUAGAACCCCGCUGAUGUGGUCACAGGUGGGAGAGAGAGCGUUCUUUGGCCCUGAUAAAAUUAAAGAGGCCGAAGAAGGAGUCGCCCAUGUGCGGGAGAACCUGAAGAUCGCUCAGAGCCGACAGAAGAGUUACGCAGAUAACCAUCGGAGAGAUCUUGAGUUCAAUGUGGGGGAUCAUGUGUACCUCAAGGUCUCCCCGCUACGUGGGACUUUCAGAUUCCAUGUGAAAGGAAAGCUCGCACCCAGGUUUAUAGGCCCCUACCGAAUCGUUGCUAGAGUUGGCAAGUUAGCAUACAAGCUUGAGUUACCAGAAGAGCUAGACAGAGUGCAUCCAGUGUUCCACGUAUCUCAGUUGCGCAGAUGUCUGAAACUGCCAGAGACACAAGUGCCCGUUGAGUCACUAGACCUACAGGAAACACUAGAGUACCGGGAGUACCCAGUCAAGAUUCUAGACAAAGCCACCAAGGAAACUAGAAGCUCUACCAUUCCCAUGUGCAAGGUUCUGUGGAGCAACCACACAGAAAGAGAAGCCACUUGGGAGAAAGAGUCUGAGCUGCAGUUACGAUACCCCUACCUCUUCGAAAGGUACGUCACACCUUAA